This is a messenger RNA of Hyalella azteca, 1263 nucleotides long. Its product is annotated as beta-1,4-glucuronyltransferase 1-like. The transcript is spliced from 5 exons. Lineage: Eukaryota; Metazoa; Arthropoda; Malacostraca; Amphipoda; Hyalellidae. The record is from RefSeq and is a predicted model, not a curated record. The annotation marks the transcript as partial.
AUGGCUUUAUUUCGGCCCAGGCUGAUCAAAGUGUCGUUGUUGACUAAUGCGUGUUUGAUUGCCUAUUUUUGCCUCGAGAAAUUUUCUGUUCAUGAAUCUUGCAGUCAGAUUUUUACUCUGUCUCUAUCCCAUCACCACUGGGAUGAAGCAAAUUCAGAUAUCCAACUGUCCCGGAACACUGCACCCUAUGAUCUUGAAAGAAAUGAAUUCUCACUGCAGGUUCCACGCCCCAGUGACGAUACAACUGUUAACUCUAACAAGUUGCAGGUCAAACAGGAGGUAACCGAACAUCUGCAUGCGUCCGGCAUCUCAAAUGGUGCCCCUGAUCCUCCCCCGCUUUCCCUCGAGAAGAAAAUGUUUCCUGAUUUUCGCGGGUGUGCCUCUCGUCCGUCAUUGCCAAUCCAAAGCCAACACGGCGAGUACUGGAUCCUCGAGAAUUACAUUCCUGCUGAUCUGUCCUUCCGAUGCGACGAAUCUAUAACAUACACCACGCACGGGGAAUACGCCCAUCUCGACAACAUUGAAACCAUCACCUCCAGGUGGCAGGGUCCAGUGAGCAUUGGUCUAUAUGCUCCUGGAGGCGACUUCAACAUAGCCACAUCAAUCAUCAUGUACCUCAGAGACUGCAGGACAGAGAGCAUCAGGAAAUACGUGGCUUUCCACCUUAUCUAUCACACAGAUUAUAUCCCUGAGAAGAUACCGACGACGGAGGAGUUAAUGGGCCGAAAGAUGAAUUGUAGUGCGGACCCGCCCAAUUGGAUGAACGUCACCUCGUAUCGACGGCAGAAGGGACUUGUAUACCCCAUCAAUGUUGCAAGGAACGUUGCCCGCAGUAUGGCAACCACAUACUUCGUCUUCCCUUCAGACAUCGAGCUAUACCCUUCCGUGAAUUUUAUUCCAGAAUUUCUCGAAAUGCUAAAGAAACCUGACGUGUCGAACACGACUCAGCCACGGGUGUAUGUGUUCCCCAUCUUCGAGGUGGAAGAAAACUCGCUUCCUCCCAAGACCAAAGAGGAACUCAUCAAGAUGCUUGACAGCAAACACGCAAUCCCAUUCCACGAGCGAAUCUGUAAACCCUGUCACAAUAUCCCCCAUUCCGAGGAGUGGCGGGUGGACACAGUGAAGCCAGGGCUGUCGGUAUUUAAAGUGAGCAGGCGUGAAGGUUCGUUUAAGAGUUGGGAGCCCUUUUACGUAGGGACACACGGUGAACCUCUGUUUGACGAACGCCUCUCGUGGGAGGGAAAGAGCGACAAGCACAUUCAG